This is a messenger RNA of Nylanderia fulva, 2227 nucleotides long. RefSeq lists its product as uncharacterized. Gene Ontology annotation, molecular function: acyltransferase activity. The record is from RefSeq and is a predicted model, not a curated record. Gene Ontology annotation, biological process: pyruvate decarboxylation to acetyl-CoA. Gene Ontology annotation, cellular component: mitochondrion; pyruvate dehydrogenase complex. Lineage: Eukaryota; Metazoa; Arthropoda; Insecta; Hymenoptera; Formicidae.
GUAAAGAUAGAUCUCAAUUCUCUGACUUGAUCAGGCUCGACGUUGCUGGUCGCUGGAUGUGAAAAAUGGCGCAUAUUAUAAGAUCGAAAUUUAUGCUCUUGUCAUUGAAAUAUGCUAAUCGUGUCGCGCCGCGUAUAUUCGCGCCCUUAAAAUAUCAACAAUUAUGUUUCCACACCAGUGGGAUUCUCGACGUGAAGGGAAAAGAACUACUAAUGCCUUCUUUAUCACCUACUAUGGAAUCUGGUACUAUAGUGAAAUGGUUUAAAAAAGAAGGCGAUGCUAUUAAUCCUGGUGAUGCUAUUGCGGAUAUUCAGACUGACAAAGCUAUUGUCACAAUGGAAGUUGACGACGAAGGUGUAUUAGCUAAAAUAAUUAUACCUGAAGGAACAAAGAAUAUCAAGGUAGGAACUCUGAUAGCUCUCACUGUUGAAGCUGACGAAGAUUGGAAAACAGUGGAAAUACCAGACAAGUCGGUGGAAACCCCUCCAGCAGCAGCAGCAGCUCCUGUUGGAACCCCAGCUAUUGGAAAAGUUGAACCACCACCACCUGGCCAGCAAAACAUUCCUAUGCCUGCCCUUUCACCGACUAUGACAACAGGUACAAUCGUGAAAUGGCUGAAGAAAGAAGGUGACGAAAUACAACCAGGCGAUGCAUUAGCAGAUAUACAGACAGAUAAAGCCAUCAUGACUUUUGAAUUAGAGGAAGAAGGAGUACUUGCGAAAAUUCUUGUUCCAGAAGGAUCUGAAGUAAAAAUAGGACAAUUGAUAGCUGUUACAGUUGAGAAAGGAAUGGAUUGGAAACAGGCUGUAAUCCCAACAUCGACUGUAGCAGAUACACCUGUGACACCAAGUUCCGCUCAACCAACUGCAGCAGUAGAUGCAAAAUCAUCAAGUGGGCAAGUGUAUGGUUUAGCGGUGAAAAGAUUGCUGGAGGAAUAUGGUCUGAAUUCAGAUUCAAUCAAAGGUACUGGACGUACAAAUCGUAUAUUGAAAAGCGACAUUCUUGCAUACAUUCAGGCACACAAUGUUAAAAGAGUUCCACCUAAAUCCGCAUCGACUCCAACAAAGACUGAUCAAGCACAUCCUCCUAGUCUAACAACAACGUCUGUCCCACCUGGUCAACCAUCUCCAUACAAAGAUAUCGAAAUAUCCAAUAUUCGUGCAGUUAUCGCUAAACGUAUUGGCGAAUCAAAAAGAAAUAUACCACAUUCUUAUGCAAAUAUAGACAUAACUAUCGACAAGUUGAUCGAGCUUCGUGGAAAACUAAAGACGGAGGACAUAAAUGUAUCAGUUAAUGACUUUGUUACUAAGGCUGUCGCUCAUGCGCUUCUUGAGUGUCCUGAUAUAAAUACGAUAUAUGAAAAUGGACAAGUUGUUCGAGUUCCAAAGGUGGACGUAUGUGUAGCGGUCGCAAUACCAGGUGGUCUUAUUACACCAAUAGUAUUCGAUACGGCUACUAAAAGCUUAGAAGAUAUCUCUAAAAAUAUUCGAGAAUUAGCCAUAAAAGCAAAAAACGGACAGCUCAAACCACACGAAUUUCAAGGAGGAACAUUCUCGAUUUCGAAUUUGGGAAUGUUUGGUAUCAAGGAAUUUUCAGCCGUUAUUAAUCCUCCACAAACCGCUAUUCUUGCUGUAGGCUCGGGACGCGAAGAGCUGGACUCUUCGUUAGCAAAGGUAACGAAAAUGACAGUGAAACUAUCUUAUGAUAGAAGAGCCAUCGAUGAGGAUCAAGCAGCUAAUUUUCUGGCUAUUGUGAAAGCAAUGUUGGAAGAUCCAGCUUUUCUAGUGGCUGGUAAGACACAGGCAUCGAGGUAUAAACGUGAAGCGUACUAAUUGUUUUUAAUAUAAUAAUUGAAAGUGUUUAUUGCAAAAACAGCUUGUUUUCUUGCUUGGAUCGAAAGAAUGAAAUAUUGUUUUUAUGUAACAAUGUCAUUGCACUUUUUAAAAAAUGGAGAUUUGAAUAAAAAGGUGAAGCUCAAUAUUAAUUUAUACGAUUGCAUAAUGUAUAUAGUUGUUGGCUGUUUUUGAAAUAAAAGAACUAGUGAACAUCAGUUAUAUUUUUCGCACAAUGCUAAAUAUAAAAAGCUCGAUUUAUAUGUAAACAUAUUGCAAAUAAUAUUAUUUAUUGUUAUCAAACUUUGUGUGACCUAAAGGUAUAAUUUAUACAUUUAUACUGCCAAAAACAAAUAAUUAGAACAGUCAAUAUUUUAUGAAUAUAUUCUCACAUU